AAUGUUCCUGAGUUGUGAUUACAGCUGGCAAAGCCAUAGCAGACAUGUAAAAUUAAAGAGGUAAAUGUACAGCCUGCUUCUUACAUCUGUUAGAAUAAAGUAUUAUAUCUUGUAAGAUAUCAUACAAUUGAAAUCCUUGACACGAGAAGAAGAACAGAAAGUAUGAGAGUGGAUAAUGAGUGCUAUGAUAGAGCAAUGGCAGUGGAAAAUGGAUGCCAUGAUAAACAUGGCAAGUUCCACUUUGUACUGAUACAUGGUGCAGGCCAUGGAGCUUGGUGUUGGUACAAAAUUGUUCAUCUUCUUCAAAACUCAGGGCAUAAGGUGACUGUCUUGGAUCUUACAGGGGCAGGCAUCAACCCUGCCAAUCCUGAUUCAAUCACAUCUUUUGAAGAUUAUGAUGCACCUCUUAUGAAUUUUCUAUCUCAGAUAUCCAACUCCGAAAAGGUUGUGCUAGUUGGUCACAGUGCAGGAGGGCUAAGCUUGAGCCAUGCAAUCCAUGUGUUUGGUUAUAAGAUUGCAGUUGCAGUUUAUAUUGGUGCCACAAUGCUGCCAAGUGGGUUUUGUUCAGAGCAAGAUGUUCAGCUGGGAGUUCCAGACUUGCUAAAAGUGAGUGAAUUCCACUACGGGCUUGGUCCAGAGCAUCCCCCAACAACUUAUAAAAUCAGCACAGAAUUCCAAAGAGAAACCCUCUAUCAACUCAGCCCUCCUGAGGAUGCAGCUCUGGCUUCAAUCCUCAUUAGACCAGCACCAUUGUUGGCGUUCCAUACAGCCAAAUUUUAUGAAGAGUCUGAAGAAUUCAAGAAGGUUCCAAGAGUUUAUAUGAAAACCUUGCAGGACAGAAUAAUUUUAUUAGAAAAACAGGAGGCCAUGAUCAAACUGUGGCCUCCUGAUAUUGUCCUAAGCAUGGAUACUGAUCACAGUCCUUUCUUCUCUUCACCUCUGGAACUCCAUGCACAUCUGCUUCAAAUUGCCCACCUUUUCCCAUGAUUGAUUACUGUAGUUCUAUAUAAGCAAAAGCUCUAAUCUAUGUUUGUUACAGUAUGUACCACCCUAAUAGUAUGUGAUUUGUUAGGUGUAUGUCUUAAUGAUAUCAGAUUUCUUCUAUCUAUAAUUAGAAUAUAUGAUUAAAUUUGUUUUCUA
This is a messenger RNA of Cryptomeria japonica (Japanese cedar), 1140 nucleotides long. Its product is annotated as methylesterase 17. Gene Ontology annotation, molecular function: methyl indole-3-acetate esterase activity; methyl salicylate esterase activity; methyl jasmonate esterase activity. Bases 163 to 987 code for a protein of 274 amino acids. The record is from RefSeq and is a predicted model, not a curated record. The transcript has 4 exons. Gene Ontology annotation, biological process: salicylic acid metabolic process; jasmonic acid metabolic process. Lineage: Eukaryota; Viridiplantae; Streptophyta; Pinopsida; Cupressales; Cupressaceae.